Molecule: messenger RNA, 312 nt
Organism: Marasmius oreades (fairy-ring Marasmius)
Lineage: Eukaryota; Fungi; Basidiomycota; Agaricomycetes; Agaricales; Marasmiaceae
Exons: 4
Coding region: 1-312 (103 amino acids)
Cellular component (GO): mitochondrial inner membrane peptidase complex
Source: RefSeq, a predicted model, not a curated record
AUGGCUGAACGCUCUGAACCAGAAACCAAAUGUUACGUCUCAGAAAUCAUGCAAUACUCGUGCGAUUUAGCGAUGUCGCAAGGAGGGAAGCCAUUGAUUCGCUGUUUUCCCAUCUCCCGGCUCUUUAGGAUAUGUCAAGGAAUUCCCGCUGUGGAGAUUACUCGAGUGGCUGAUGUUGAUGAUAAAGGCAUGGUGCGGAUUCCUCAGGAUGUAAGUGCCGCUCUUCCUACAGGAAAGCCCUGGCGGGAAGUUACGCGGUACGUUGAUCCAAGUGUGCUCGAUUCUAAACUCGAGUCGAACUCCCGAGCAUGA